AAGUGUCAAGUGUCGUCUUUCAGGAAAACAAAUCCACACGAAAUUCGUAUUUUAGAAACCUAUUUUUAGUUUAGAGAGUUUAUUAUAUUUCAUAUCGUUUUAAUAAUUGCGUUAUAAUACGUCACAAUGGGAAGGAAAUCACAUUCAAAGCAAUCUGCUAAGAAAAGCUCUGGGAAAGAAAAUAAUAAAUUAAGUCAGAAUAUUCGUAAAGAGCUUGCGGUGUACGUGGAUAAGUUGCUUAAAUUAACAAGCGUGUUCCAAACUACGGUGAAUUUAACGAAGAGUUGGGAGCAUCACAAUGACAUUGAGGCGAUUCUGGGAGAAAUUAGGAAUAUUGAGUACCCACUUAACAGCCUCAAGGUAUCAAAGUCACGCCAGUCACGCAAAGACAACUUCUUUAGCUGGCUGAGCGAAAAUGGGGCGGCAUUUGAAGGCAUUGACAUCCAAGAGUUUGAAGGCUAUGAUCUUGGCCUGGUAGCAAAGAAGGAGUUUAAAGAAGGCUCGCUGGUGCUGACGGUGCCUCGGAAGCUGAUGAUGACCGAACAGAAUGCCCGGGACUCCACCCUGUCUGAGUUCAUAGCCGUAGACCCGUUGCUUCAGAACAUGCCAAAUAUAACAUUGGCAUUGUUUUUGUUACUUGAGAAGAAUAAUGCAGAAUCAUUCUGGAGACCUUACAUUGAUGUGUUGCCUGAGAAGUAUUCUACAGUUCUAUACUUUAGCCCAGAAGAACUACUGGAAUUGAAGCCAUCUCCAGUCUUCGAGUCAUCACUGAAGUUAUAUAGGAGCAUCGCCAGACAGUAUGCCUACUUCUAUAACAAGAUUCAUACAUUAGACUUGCCAGUCUUCAAAAGUCUCCAAGAAAUAUUUACGUAUGAGAACUACAGAUGGGCGGUAUCUACGGUAAUGACUCGUCAGAACAACUUAGAGCAGUCAAGCACGGACACGACCGCCUUCAUACCGCUCUGGGACAUGUGCAACCACGAGCAUGGCAAGAUAACAACAGAUUUCAACAAGGAGCUGAACCGAGGCGAAUGCUACGCGUUACGGGAUUUUAAGCCGGGGGAACAAAUCUUCAUCUUCUACGGGGCUAGGCCUAACGCUGACCUAUUUCUACAUAACUGUUUCGUGUACCCAGACAAUCAGCAUGACAGCCUCUCCCUUGCUCUCGGUGUUAGUUCAAGCGACCCUCACCGGGACACAAGAGUAGCCCUACUGAGCAGAUUGGGUCUCGCUGGUGUCACCCACUAUAGCUUGUACCGAGGAGACAGCCCCAUCAGCGCCGAGCUACUGGCUUUCAUUAGGAUAUUCAAUAUGAAUCAAGACGAACUGACAAAAUGGUCGGACCACGGCCUACCCGGCGACCUGGUCUCCACUGAAGCGAGCAGUGCGGAGGCGGUGGGCGCGGCGCUCGACCGGCGCGCGUACACGUACCUGCUCACCCGCUGCGGACUCAUAAAGGCCAUGUACAAGCAGAGAGAUACCAACGAUACUACACAUACCAAAAACAUCAAGCUGCUGAAACAAUGUGAAGUACAUAUCUUGGACGGUACCAUAAAGUACUUGGAAACCGAACUACAGAAGCUACCCGCCGCCGACAACUGAGACCGGUACAUAUCAACAAUGUUUUUAAGGUACCUCACGUGCAAUCCUUAUUUUUAAAUGUUUAUUUAUAAGUCUCGGAAAUUUAAGUCAUUUUGAAAACAUAACCAUAAUUUAGGACCCAUUUAUGAGUCGAAAAUGUUCGUUAACAUUCUGCGGACGCCAUUAUAAGGAUGUCUUAUGUUGUACGGAACACGGUUGUUUUUAAAAUGACGGGCGUUUUUCCGAGUCUUGAUAAUGAGACAAGUAAGCGGUACAGACCGUUAAUCGUUACAACGACACUUAAUUGUGAGCUCCUUUGGUCAUUGUUAAAUUCCGUCUACGUCAAUAUUCUGCGUCGACUUGGCGAUGGCAAAACAGAAUGAAAGCGGCAACAAAAACGUCAAAUUAUCAUUAUAUUUUUCACCCUAGAUUGUCUAGGUAAUAAAAGUGAUUCUAGUAACUAUGUAAAACAAAAUCAAAUGAGGCGCCAUCUCCAAAAAUUUAUAUUUUUCGCUUUUCGAGUUCUCUUAGAUCUUUGUAAAGUCCAUCUAAGUCAAGCUUGCAAUAAUAUAGGUAUGGCAAACGACAGUGUGUGGAAACAUCAUAUGACUUGAUAUUUUCUAAUGGGCCUUAUUACCUAGGUUAUAAGAAAGACUUGAUAGUGACUAACUAGAGCUAUAAAAAUCAAGUAAGAAGCCAUCUACGACAAUGAUGCACACGGCUCUACGGAGAAUUGGAGAUGAAUUGUCUGUAUUAUUUAUUUGUCUCUCCUUUUGUGCACAAAAAGUACGAUAAAGGGUAUUUUAAAAACAUUGCUGAUAUAAAUAGUAAAAUACAACGAUGGACCCUACAUGAUCCUUGACACCAUUUUAUGAUAAAGUUAAUGAUAAGUAUGAAUCAUUAUCGCUACAGUCAGUGGAGGCAGGCAUGGCUCACUCCGCGAUUUUGUCGCGUCGCUACGAGUACAUGCGGCCCACACCAAUUUUGGUGUCUAGCCAUAGUAGUUGCCGCGCACCGCUACGGAACGGACGCCUGCUCGCGCUUGCGCCACCUAGCGGUCAUAUCUGUCGUAAUAGACGGGUUUUGUUAGAGAGUGAACCUUCUGUAACAAGUACUAUUAUUUAUUCUGUGGUGGAGGCAAGUACGCCUUUUGUAUUUUGAAAGUAGGUGCAGUUAUCUCAUUUGAUCUAGUUUAUACAAUAGCCGAGCAGUCCCAUCGCAUAAGGAAGGCCAUUUUAUGCUGUGUAACUUCCGUCAUUCACUUUAAUAUAGCUUUCGUCCGGUCAAUGUAAUUCAUUAUUAUAAAAUAAAUGUUAUUUGAUAUGAUCUAUACGAAUAUUAUUCAGAUCAAGUCAAAUUGUACUCUCUUGCAAACAAAUUUAACAUCUUAUAUUAUAAGCAUAAAAUAUGUCGUGUAAUGAAAAAUCAAUUAUGAAUUAUGAACAAAUGAUGACAGUCUUUUAACACUUUAAAUGUAUUUUUAAGGGCAUUGUUUUGUGCAACGAAUAAACCUUUAGGGCCACUUGCACCAUCCCACUAAUCCGGGGUUACCAUGGUUACCAAUACAAUUUGACACUGGGUUAACGGUUUAACCACAACCCCGGGUUAGUGGAUGGUGCAAGUGGGCCUUACUCUUACACGGUGGGUAUAACAAAAGAAAAAAACAUUAAUCUGUGCCUUUGAGGGGCAUAUGUUUUUAAAGUGGUUUUAAGAACUUCUAAUUAUAGUCUGUCAAGCCAUUUCCGUCAAUAGAAAAAAGCGGCAAACUAAAGAGAUGUAGGCGCUGUAGUGAUAAAGUUGUUAGAGCAGCUAUAUAUAUUUUUAUACAUAUAAAUGCGAUUUAUUAUGUUGCUCGUGUAAGGAAUUUCAUUGUGAUUUCUCUUUUGUGUGCAUUUUCUAUGUUGUUUUUGUUAUAAAUCAUGUCAUGUACUUACAAACGUAUUUUAUUAUACUUUGUGUUGUUGAAA
This is a messenger RNA of Cydia strobilella, 3548 nucleotides long. It is a transcript of the gene Setd3, whose product is annotated as actin-histidine N-methyltransferase. Bases 127 to 1602 code for a protein of 491 amino acids. Gene Ontology annotation, molecular function: protein-L-histidine N-tele-methyltransferase activity; protein binding; protein-lysine N-methyltransferase activity. The record is from RefSeq and is a predicted model, not a curated record. The transcript is spliced from 9 exons. Gene Ontology annotation, biological process: actin modification; peptidyl-lysine trimethylation; peptidyl-lysine monomethylation. NCBI's taxonomy places the organism in Eukaryota, Metazoa, Arthropoda, Insecta, Lepidoptera, Tortricidae.